Molecule: messenger RNA, 1468 nt
Organism: Canariomyces notabilis
Lineage: Eukaryota; Fungi; Ascomycota; Sordariomycetes; Sordariales; Chaetomiaceae
Exons: 3
Coding region: 1-981 (326 amino acids)
Biological process (GO): positive regulation of protein catabolic process
Cellular component (GO): cytoplasm; nucleus
Molecular function (GO): ornithine decarboxylase inhibitor activity
Source: RefSeq, a predicted model, not a curated record
AUGGCGCCCAUGAAACAAUCCAGUAUGAAUCAAAGUAGUAGUAAUUAUGGCGAGGGCAUUGUCCGCCAGGCCAAUAUCCUCGCCAGCUGCUACAUUGUCGACGCUGCCACUGCCUCGCUGAAGGGCCUCCACUACUGCACUACGGGCGCCGCAGGGGCAGAGUGCCCCCCCCUCGCGGCCCUCACGACGACCAACCAACUGGCGCUGACUCCGAAGGCGAAGAAGUCAUCAUCGCGCGCCAGCGUUGGUCGUCGUACCGGCUCGAGCACUGCUGCUAGCUCCGACAGCAGCAGCAGUGCUUGGCAACGCCGUCGAGGGGGGGCAACACUGCGCAUCAGGGAAGAAUGUGAGAGAUUCUUUUGUGAGACGCUGCGCGCCAUGUUCCUGGGUGAGGGGAACUCGGCACUGCGGCUCUCCGGCCUGGCGGGUGUUCAUCACAACAACAACAGCAGCAGCUUCAGCAGCAGCAAUGACCGCGGGAACGGUAAUGGUGGACGCCACGGUGCUGCCGCCAACAGACUCCCGUCCGCCGUAGCGUCACACGGACAGUUGACUCCGCCCGAUGAUUUCCCCAUCUCCAGCGAAACCAUGAUGAGUGAUCGUCGGGUUGGCGGCGGUGGCAUCUGUGGCGUUAUCCGCGGUUGGAUGGAGAUUUGGGACUAUGCCGGCGGCUCCAGCUUCCGCGCCUUCGUGGCUGAGGACGUUAGCCGGCAAACCAGGUCUCUGUUUGCUUUUUUCGACAGACAUUCCAUUGGUCGCGAUCUGAAGCAGGCACUUGUCGCUCUUAUUGAGCUGGCCGAAGGACCACUCGAUUGCACACACAUGGUCAUCUGCAUUGAGCGCUCGAUACCCGAGGAGGAAAUAAAAGCAUUGACAAAGGGUCUUCAGUGGGCUGGAUUUUCGCUGACCACGCUCGACUUCUGGGCCACUAAGUUCGAUGUCGUCAGCAACCGCUGGAUAUUCAUGGGCAUGGAAAUCUAGGCGUACAAGUUUUCCGCGGGCUGGUUGUUUUGUGCUUUUUCCUCCGAGGUUUUUCAAUACAUCCCAUCAUCUUGUCAUCUUUUUCUUUGCCCUUCUUUUCUGUCCAAUGUUGCUGUGGUUCCGUCAAGUGUGGCGAUCUUUUCUAUCCGAUGCUUGCUGUCGUUUCGUUUGGUGUGGUGACGUCCGUUGAUUGCGUAGCUGUCGGCACAUACAUGCAUCUUGGUCACUCAUACGGGUUUAGGGAGCUUGCAUUCUUCAUUUCAGGGGCAUCUGUUGGAUAGCAUUACACUAUGGUAUCUUCUACAUAUUUGCAGGGACUUUGCCCGUCACCAGCAUAUUCAGUAUGGUCAAAGGUCUCCCUCGAACUGUCUGACUGUCAAGCCCUUCUCGCCGAGGUAGGCUUUUACUUGCUGGACUGUGUACUCGCCCCUGUGAAACAUGCCCGCGCCCAGGGCGGCGUCGGUUGUCGUCUUCUGGAAGACUUCCC